Messenger RNA from Cricetulus griseus (Chinese hamster), 2840 nucleotides. It is a transcript of the gene Ahr, whose product is annotated as aryl hydrocarbon receptor. Gene Ontology annotation, biological process: regulation of transcription by RNA polymerase II. Gene Ontology annotation, cellular component: nucleus; aryl hydrocarbon receptor complex. Lineage: Eukaryota; Metazoa; Chordata; Mammalia; Rodentia; Cricetidae. The record is from RefSeq and is marked provisional. Gene Ontology annotation, molecular function: transcription cis-regulatory region binding; nuclear receptor activity; protein dimerization activity.
AGUAAAGCCAGUCCCUGCUGAAGGAGUCAAGUCAAAUCCUUCUAAGCGACAUAGAGACCGGCUGAACACAGAGUUGGACCGCCUGGCCAGCCUGCUGCCCUUCCCACAAGAUGUUAUUAACAAGCUGGACAAACUCUCAGUUCUUAGGCUCAGUGUCAGCUACCUGAGGGCCAAGAGCUUCUUCGAUGUUGCAUUAAAAUCCUCCCCUGCAGACAGGAAUGGAGGCCAGGAUCAGUGUAGAGCACAAUUCAGCGAUGGACUGGACUUGCAAGAAGGAGAGUUCUUAUUACAGGCACUGAACGGCUUUGUACUGGUUGUCACAGCAGAUGCCUUGGUCUUCUAUGCUUCCUCUACUAUCCAAGAUUACCUGGGCUUUCAGCAAUCUGAUGUCAUCCAUCAAAGUGUCUAUGAGCUUAUCCAUACCGAAGACCGAGCUGAGUUCCAGCGCCAGCUUCACUGGGCUCUAAACCCAGCACAGUGUACAGAUUCUGCACAAGCAGGGGAUGAAGCUCCUGGCCUCUGGCAGCCACCAGCAGUCCACUUCAACCCAGAGCAGCUUCCGCCAGAGAGUGCCUCUUUCCUGGAGCGGUGCUUCAUAUGCCGGCUCCGGUGUCUGCUGGAUAAUUCCUCUGGUUUUCUGGCGAUGAAUUUCCAAGGGAGGCUGAAGUAUCUCCAUGGACAGAACAAGAAAGGAAAGGAUGGAACACUACUGCCCCCACAGUUGGCUUUGUUUGCAAUAGCGACCCCACUUCAGCCACCGUCCAUACUGGAAAUUCGAACCAAAAACUUCAUCUUCAGGACCAAACACAAACUAGACUUCACACCUAUUGGUUGUGAUGCCAAAGGGCAGCUUGUUCUGGGCUACACAGAAGUAGAGCUUUGCACCCGAGGCUCUGGGUACCAGUUUAUCCAUGCCGCUGACAUGCUGUACUGCGCAGAGUCCCACGUCCGCAUGAUUAAGACGGGAGAAAGUGGUAUGACAGUUUUCAGGCUUCUGGCAAAACACAGUCGAUGGAGGUGGGUCCAGUCCAAUGCACGCUUGAUUUAUAGAAAUGGAAGACCAGAUUACAUCAUCGCAACUCAGAGGCCACUAACGGAUGAAGAAGGAAGAGAGCAUUUGCAGAAGCGAAGCAUGACGCUGCCGUUCAUGUUUGCUACUGGAGAGGCUGUAUUGUAUGAGAUCUCCAGCCCUUUCCCGCCCAUAAUGGAUCCCUUGCCAGUGCGCACCAAAAGCAGCACCAGUGCAAAGGACUGGGUUCCGCAGUCAACACCAAGUAAGGAUUCUCUCCACCCCAGCUCCCUUAUGAACUGCAUAAUCCAACAGGAUGAGUCCAUCUAUCUCUGUCCUCCUUCAAGCGCUGCACCACUAGACAGCCAUUUUCUCACCAGCUCUGUGAGUGAAGGCAGUGGUUGGCAAGACAGCAUUGCACCAAUAGGAAGUGAUGCUAUGUUGAAGCAUCAACAAAUUGGACAUGCUCAGGACAUGAACCCUGCACUCUCUGGAGGCCCCCCGGGGCUCUUUCCAGAUAAUAAAAAUAAUGACUUGUACAGCAUCAUGAGAAACCUAGGGAUUGAUUUUGAUGAUAUCAAACGCAUGCAGAGUGAGGAGUUCUUCAGGACUGAGUUGUCGGACGACGUUGACUUCAGAGACAUCGACAUAACAGAUGAAAUCCUGACAUAUGUGCAAGAUUCUCUAAACAAGUCAACCUUGCUGAAUUCUGCUAGCCAGCAACAGCCUGUGACUCAGCACCUAAGCUGCAUGCUGCAGGAACGCCUGCAUCUAGAACAGCAGCAGCAGCAGCCGCAUCAGAUGGAGCCCCAGCAACAGCUCUGUCAUCAGAUGGAGCCCCAGCAACAGCUCUGUCAUCAGAUGGAGCUCCCCCAGCAACAGCUCUGUCAUCAGAUGGAGCUCCCCCAGCAAGAGCUGGGCCAGAAAAUGAAGCAUGCGCAAGUCAAUGGCAUGUUUACAAGUUGGAACCCCACCCCUCUCGUGCCUUUCAGCUUUCCUCAGCAGGAACUAAAGCAUUAUAAUGUCUUUUCAGACUUAGAGGGGGCUGUUGAAGAGUUCCCCUACAAAUCUGAGGUGGACAGUGUGCCUUACACACAGAGCUUUGCUCCCUGUAAUCAGUCUGUGCUACCCCAGCAUUCCAAGUGUGCACAGUUGGACUUGCCUGGAAAGGGUUUUGAACCACCCCUGCACCCCAAUACUUCUAACUUAGGAGAUUUUGUCACUUGUUUACAAGUUCCCGAAAACCAAAGACAUGGAAUAAAUCCACAGUCAACCAUGGUCACUCCUCAGACAUACUAUGCUGGGGCCAUGUCCAUGUACCAGUGCCAGCCAGGACCUCAGCACAUCCCUGUGGACCAGGUGCAAUACAACCCUGCAAUUCCAGGCUCCCAGGCAUUUCUAAACAAGUUCCAGAACCAGGGAGUGUUAAAUGAAACGUAUUCGUCCGAAUUAAACAGUGUUGGCCACAGGCAGAACACUGCUCAUCUUCAUCAUCCAGCAGAAGGGAGGCCGUUUCCUGAUAUCACACCCGGUGGAUUCCUGUAGCUUUAGGAACAAGAUACUGGAACUGUCCGUGUUGGCCAUCAGCACUUUUUUUCCAAACCAGAUUUCAAUCUUUGUGUUGAGAAAAGGAGUUUAAAAACUGUUAUUGGUUACCUAUAAAAUGGGAAGCUCUGCUGGAGCACUGGGAGACGCCACAUGCAUUUUCAUAGCUUUAGCUAUGCACUCAGCGUGCACAGUGCUCACUGUGGAGAGCUUUGGGAUUCUAGAAAGCUGAGCUCUGCUCAGUGACCAGCCAGAAAGACUGAAGUUUUUUGAACUUCAGGAUUCC